Vanderwaltozyma polyspora DSM 70294 is the source of this 3162-nucleotide messenger RNA. It is a transcript of the gene PIK1, whose product is annotated as 1-phosphatidylinositol 4-kinase. The record is from RefSeq and is a predicted model, not a curated record. The transcript has a single exon. Bases 1 to 3162 code for a protein of 1053 amino acids. Gene Ontology annotation, biological process: phosphatidylinositol phosphate biosynthetic process; phosphatidylinositol-mediated signaling. Gene Ontology annotation, molecular function: 1-phosphatidylinositol 4-kinase activity. NCBI's taxonomy places the organism in Eukaryota, Fungi, Ascomycota, Saccharomycetes, Saccharomycetales, Saccharomycetaceae. Gene Ontology annotation, cellular component: membrane; cytoplasm.
AUGACUAGUACUACCAAUGCCACUCCAAUGGUCAGUAAUGACGGAUUAGUGAUUCAAGAAAAUCAACAUAUCUUGGAAUUUUCAAAUACUAGUGAAUUCAGCGUUUAUGAUUGUAUUAGAUUGAUCUCUAGUCAUUCAGAUAAUAUCGGUAUUCAUCAUUUCUUAUGCCAAAAACUAUUGACAUUUCCUCAUAGCGAAUUACAGUUUUAUAUACCUCAAUUGGUCCAGAUUCUGCUGACCAUAGAAACAGAUUCUAUGGCUUUAGAAGAUUUAUUGAUUAAACUAAGAAAUGAGAAUCCUCAUUUUGCAUUGUUAACUUUUUGGCAAUUGCAAGCAUUAUUGACAGAUUUAUCCUCUGACCCAGAAUCAUACGGAUUCCAAGUAGCAAGAAGAGUAUUAAAUGAACAACAACAUGCUUUGUUCAAUUCGAGUGCUACAGACAAAGAUGACGAUGACGAAGAAACAAAUAAGAGAGUUAAAAUGAACGAAAAUUUAGCACCAGCUUUAAUGCAUAGUUCAAUGAUAUUUGCAUCAAUGGCAUCUCCAGCUUUGGCUGAAUUGACACAACCUAUCAUUCAAUCUCAAGGUAGAAGACAAAAAGCUUACGUCUUCAAAUUAGCUAAGAGUGCAAUGAAGGACUUUACCAAAAAUAUUAAUUUAAAAUCUUCAAUUUUGAAUAAAAAAUCAAAAUCGGCCAGAAAAGUUUCAAGUAAAAGAAUUGAAUCUUUAUCAGGUCCAUCUUCCCCAAGAGUAGAUAUUGUACCACCACCUACUUUCGAAGAUCAAUUAUUUAAAAAACCUAAAGAAGUAGAAACUAACCUAAAUUUCGAUAUUGUAGAUAAUAUUGGUGAACAAGUUUUCAGAGAAAAAAUAUCUAACUCAAUUAAAUUACCAAAAAGAAGAUCCAAAUUUAUUGAUGAAUCCUUCCUGCAAAAGGAAUUUGGCAAUUUGUCUUCAAGUAAUCCAUCAGAAGAUAAAAUUUCAAAAAUCAGUACCCAAAAAUCAUGUGAUUUGGAAAACUAUGAUGAUAAUAGUGAUAUCGAAGAUACAAUCGCAAAUUAUGAUAAUUAUGUAAGCUCAAUGCCAAACUUACAUGAAUUUGAAAGACCUUCAUCGCUCAAUGGAAAUAAUAGACUAAAUGCAUUACGAAAGAACGGUAAAAAUCCAAACGGUUUACUAUUAAGAACAUCCUCAACUUCAAACCUACGUUCAGUUUCGAAAGUAUCCGAAGUACCUCAGGAGAUAGAUAUUUCAAAACUUUCUACUAAAAAGAAAAUUAAACUUCUGAAGGCAAAUUAUUUUAGAUAUGAAACUCAAUUUGCUAUAGCCUUGGAAACAAUAUCUCAAAGAUUAUCUCAAGUUCCUACUGACGCUAGACUAAGUGCUUUGAGAGCAGAGUUAUCUUUGUUAAAUAGAGAUUUGCCAGCAGAAGUUGACAUUCCCACUUUACUACCGCCUAAUAAGAAAGGUAAGCUGCAUAAAUUAUGUACAAUUACUGCAAGUGAAGCACAAGUUUUAAAUUCUGCAGAAAAAGUUCCAUACUUACUGUUGAUUGAAUACUUAAGAAAUGAAUUUGAUUUUGAUCCAACUAGCGAGGAAAAUCAGGAAAUAUUAAAAAAGAAAGGUAAUGUUUCUAGUUUUAGUUUUGAUUUGAAUAUCAUAGGUAAAGGUGAUUUAAAUGAAGAUACAAUCAUUUUGAAACCGAUUAACGAUUCACAAACUAAUCUUGCUGAGAAUAGGAUUGUGUCUGAAUUCUCUGAAUAUUCUACAGCUGGUGCUCAAUCGGAUUACGGAAAUGUUGGUCAAAAAGAAAUUGAUCUAAGUGAUAUCUCUAUGAUUCGUGUUAAGAAUCAAACUGAUGCAGAGGCUUACAGAGAAUCUCUUGUUUUACAAUCAACUUCUAAAGUUCCUAAACUUCCGGAUAAUUUAGAAAAUAGAAACCCAGAAUUAAAUUUCGCAUUGAACUUAGAUGAGGUUGUAGUACAAGGUAAAGAUAACAAACGUGGUCAUAAUAAGUAUGAAACCGAUGAACUGGCUGAUCAAAUGCGUAUUUCAGCAUUGAUGUUAGCCCAACUAGAUAAAUCUCCACAUGAAUUAUCUGAUGCAGCAAAUCAAAUUAGAGCCAAAAUUAUUGCAUCGAUGAAGGAAGGUCAAGAUAAAUUUGGAUACAAAGAUUUAGAAGCAAUUCAUGGUAUGGCAGGUGAACGUAAAUUAGAAAACGAUUUGAUGACGGGUGGUAUUGAUACCUCAUAUUUAGGUGAAGAUUGGGCUACUAAAAAGGAAAGAAUUCGUAAAACUUCUCAGUUUGGUCACUUAGAAAACUGGGAUCUAUGUUCCGUUAUUGCUAAAACUGGUGACGAUUUAAGACAAGAAGCCUUUGCGACUCAAAUCAUUCAAGCCAUGGCAAAUAUUUGGACUAAAGAAAAAGUUGGAGUUUGGGUUAAAAGAAUGAAAAUUUUAAUAACAAGUGCCAAUACUGGUCUUGUGGAAACAAUUACCAAUGCUGUUUCUGUACAUAGUAUUAAGAAGUCAUUAACUAAAAAAAUGAUAGAUAAUGGUGAAUUGGAUGAAAAUGGUGGAAUAGCUACCCUUAAGGACCACUAUUCUCGUGCAUUUGGUGAUGUAAAUGGAUUUAAGUUUAGAAGAGCGCAAGAUAAUUUUGCAUGUUCAUUAGCUGCUUAUUCAGUCAUAUGUUAUCUAUUACAAAUCAAGGAUAGACAUAAUGGUAAUAUUAUGAUUGAUAACGAGGGCCACGUCUGUCAUAUCGAUUUUGGUUUCAUGCUUUCAAAUUCACCAGGUUCUGUUGGUUUUGAAUCUGCACCAUUCAAACUUACCUAUGAAUACGCUGACUUAUUAGGAGGUGUUGAAGGUGAGCCAUACAAGAAGUUUGUUAGAUUAACAAAGGAUUCAUUCAAGGCAUUGAGAAAAUAUGCGGAUCAAAUAGUAUCGAUGUGUGAAAUCAUGCAAAAGGAUAACAUGCAACCAUGUUUCAAUGCAGGUGACCAGACAAGUGUACAAUUAAGACAAAGAUUCCAUCUAGAACUUUCAGAUGCUGAAUGUGACGACUUUGUAGAAAACUUUUUAGUUGCAAAAUCUCUGGGAAGUAUUUACACAAGACUGUAUGAUCAAUUCCAACUGAUAACACAAGGUAUUUACAGUUAG